Dicrocoelium dendriticum is the source of this 1968-nucleotide messenger RNA. The record is from the annotation of a GenBank genome assembly. NCBI's taxonomy places the organism in Eukaryota, Metazoa, Platyhelminthes, Trematoda, Plagiorchiida, Dicrocoeliidae.
AUUGCCAUCGACCUUGAAGAACUUUUGACAACAUGUCAUCCGUGUUAAAAUCACCUUACAUGAGAUUAAACACAUGUGACGGCCUGAUUGGCCAAGAAUAUGACAAAUACAAGUGUUUCAACUUUUGGAUAUUCAACUUUUACAAAAUAUUUAAAGACAACCUAGAGUCCGAUGAAUUGAUUAUGGGUAUAAAACCAAAAGACGUAGUUCACGCGAUAGCAGGCUUGUUUUUAGCCAGUCUUCAGUCGAUGUCCAAGACGAGUGUAUACGAUACACUGUCAAGAAAAAACUCAUAUUCUAUUGUUUGCUUUGCUGACCUAGCCAGCGCAGCCUCUCACAUACAACGAAAUCUGAAGCCAAAUACACAGGUAGUUAUAUACAAUUGCUAAAUUACUAAGGAAAGAUAGGAAUUCACGAGGAGUUAAAGCCGGAUACCAUAUCAUCACUUUCGUCUUGUAUGGAUGCUAUAUAUUUCGAGCAGAAUAAGAAGAGCGACGAUAUGUCUGAAAAUGAUAAACCAGAUAUUAACGAUUUCAAGCUUGUCUAUCCCAGUGAAUUUUCAAAUUCGUCAAGUGAAGAAACAUCUCCUUUAAGUGAUGAAACAGGAGUGUUAAAUUCGUCUUCUUCAGAUCACAAUGAAAACUCUUUACGUAGCAGUUGCAGUGAAAGUGGUGAAGAAAAUCCCAAACUUAAGUGUGGAUACCAGUCAUUUAUUGGAGCCUGUAUUGGCCGAAGGCUGAUGUUAUCUCGUUUGGUAGCAUCAAUGGAUAUUGAAACUGAUGUCGUUAAUCACCUGGCUAAAUAUCUAUCGGCUGAAAACUUGGUGGUUGCAGCCUGCACAUUUAGAAAGCGGCGGCACAAAAAGAAUCAACGCAUAAUUCACUUGAAUUUACUUGCUGUUCGACGCCACCUAAGAAGGCAAAAGCUCGGCUCUAUUAUGUUGCGGUAUCUAAAGAGACCUGACAUAAGCGGCUAUUAUGAUGCCCUCAUUGUGCAUGCUGAUUUGGAUGCUGUUGGCUUUUUUGAGAAGCAUGGUUUUACUGAUGACAUUCUGUUGAAUCAUUUUUGGGAGGAUUUUACUAGUGAGUACAAAAACUGCAAAAUAAUGACUUACGUUCCGGGAUACAGUGAUCAGUACUGCUCUGUAGCAAGUUGCUCACCGCUUCCAGAAGAGACAAACUGCGGCAGCUGGAUUAAGAAGCUCGACGUGAACAUCAGGGAAUGGCAACAUAAUGCACAGCUGACUCACCGCAACCAAUAUGUGUUGUACCGUAAGAUGAGAAACGAAAUAAUUGAGUUGCAAAACCUCGUAAAUCUCCAAGGAAAACACAUCUCAGAACUAUACAAGGAGUUACAGGAAACGUAUACAACUCUGCUACGCUUACAGUCGUCGGAUGCAGGCAAAGAUGAUUCAACAAAUUGUGGCGAUCACCCAGCUCGUGUUUUAAUGCGGCUCAAGGAAGUGGAAGAGUAUCUUGCCACUAAUAUUACCAAGACGUCAACUACGUCUCCAGAUCAGCUGUGUCUACGUCGGCUCUCUGCUCAGACCAUUCCAACGUGUAACCAGGAUGCAGACAUAUGUAGAGAAAAAGAUCUGAAAGUGGAAUCAAACGUAUCAGACGAAACAAGUUCAGCAAAUAUUUACGUAGCUAAUGGGCUACUGCAUCAUGGUGACCUUUACACCAUUGAUUCUUGAAUUUCGUUGUAUCCCUCAAGCCCCGCACAAUCAGAGAUACAAGUACAAUACGCAGACUGAAAUUUUUCUUUAGUAUUUUACUCUGGACAGUGGUAUUCACCAAAGGAUAAGAGAUUAAUCUUACAUCAUAGUUAAUUACCUCCAGAUUUCACUUUCAGCAGAACAUUUGUUCCCUUGGUUCACAACGAAUGAGCUAUGUUCCGUUUGCAAACCAGCUUUGUACAUCGGAGAAGGUUCGACCGCCGUUAUAUAGUAAGCUAUACCAGAUUUGG